AUGACUACAACCGCGCUUCAUGACGCGACGGCGCCGUCCACAUCGUCAGCGAAGAAGCAGGACGAACCUGCUCCAUCCGAACCUGUAUCUGCGUCAGCUACCGCAACAGCACCUCCAUACUCUCCGAUCUACGCCACUGCCCAGGCUCAACCAGGAAGCAUCACAACCAUGCCUGCGCCGACUGCACCAGCGACAUCUGGCAGUGACGGAUCUCCUCUACCCACAGCGACCGAGACGAUAGCUACCCCUGCCACGAGAACUAGCACUUCGCCUCCUCCCCCUCAGCCUGGAGCUCGGCCUGACCCAGGAAUUCCAGCGCCGACGGCACCUCCAGCUUUGGCUGCUUCUUCAGCUCCUGCUCCUGCUCCUGCUCCUGCUCCCCAGGCUCAAGCUCAACCUCAGCAGACACCAACCGCUACAGCCUCAGGUGCAACUACAACUGGAGCUCCAGCGAACCCCAUCCCUAGCUACGGCUACAACCCCACUGCCGGCGGGUACACCUCCGGAUUCACUUACCCAUCCCAGGACCAACAAUUCCAUCCACGACAACACCCACACGCACAGCCACACCCAAACUCAACGUCCACACCCUACGCCUCGCUCUACCAACCUCCCGCCUCAUCCUCACAACUACCCCUCUACCAGAACCAGGCCCAUGGCACCGACGCGUUUGACUUCGCCCAUGAAGGCGGGUCCGAGUCCGGGUUCCUGGCAAACGCCAAGUCGUGGAUAGCGAGUGCCGGGACGAAGCUUGCGGAGGUGGAGGCUGAGGUGUGGAGGCGGAUUAAUGAGGCCCAUGAUCGGUAG
This is a messenger RNA of Aspergillus pseudoviridinutans, 807 nucleotides long. RefSeq lists its product as uncharacterized. The record is from RefSeq and is a predicted model, not a curated record. Bases 1 to 807 code for a protein of 268 amino acids. Lineage: Eukaryota; Fungi; Ascomycota; Eurotiomycetes; Eurotiales; Aspergillaceae. The transcript has a single exon.